Molecule: messenger RNA, 1347 nt
Organism: Hevea brasiliensis (rubber tree)
Lineage: Eukaryota; Viridiplantae; Streptophyta; Magnoliopsida; Malpighiales; Euphorbiaceae
Exons: 11
Coding region: 259-1200 (313 amino acids)
Biological process (GO): transmembrane transport
Cellular component (GO): membrane
Molecular function (GO): transmembrane transporter activity
Source: RefSeq, a predicted model, not a curated record
AAAAAUGGCUUUGGCUCCCACUUCGGGAAAAUAAUUUUUUGUACCAGACGCUCUGGGGAAAGAAUGGUAGCUAGAGAUGUCUUAAAUUGAUUGAACUGUGACUUAACCACCGCAUCAGUAUAACUAACUCAACUAUGGAUUCUGCAGUUCAAGAAAAGGGAACGAGUCUUUUUUGAAUUCAUUUCUCAUUCGUAGUCAUACCAACUUUGGCCUUUUGGGAGCUUUUGUUUUUCCUUCCUUUGUGUGUUUAGCCUCACUAUGAACUGGUGGAGAAGCCACGCUACCCUCAGGACCCUUUUCUUGCUGUUCUUGGGUGUUGAUGCACCCAUUACUCAGUCUAUCUUCAAUUACUUUGCAUUAGCUUUGGUUUAUGCUAGUAUUUUGCUCUAUAAGCGCCAAAAAAUCCAGCUUUCUUGGUACUGGUAUCUCCUCCUAGGAUUUGUUGAUGUUCAAGGCAAUUAUCUUGUUAAUAAAGCAUAUCAGUACUCAUCACUUACUAGUGUGACAUUAUUGGAUUGCUUUACGGUAGCAUGGGCCAUAGUUCUUACGUGGUUCUUCCUCGGCACUAGAUAUUCCAUAUGGCAGUUAUUUGGUGCAGCCAUCUGUGUGCUGGGGCUUGGUUUGGUGCUCCUUUCUGAUGCUGGGGUGGGUGGUGAAGGUGGUUCAAAGCCUCUUUUGGGUGAUUCACUUGUUAUUGCUGGGACACUUUUCUUUGCCUUUAGCAAUGUUGGGGAGGAAUUCUGUGUUAAGAACAAAAAUCGUGUUGAAGUGGUGUCAAUGCUCGGUUUGUAUGGAAUGCUAGUGAGUCUGGUUGAGUUAUCCAUAUUCGAGGUGAAGAGUCUGGAAUCAGUUAACUGGUCUGCAGAUAUAAUAUUAGCUAUUGCAGGCUAUACUCUCGCAUUAUUUAUGUUCUAUACACUUGCUCCUUUUGUUCUAAAGUUGAGUGGAGCCACAAUGUUCAAUCUCUCUAUCCUUACUGCUGAUAUGUGGGCAGUUGUUUUUCGCAUCUUCUUCUACCAACAGGAGGUUGACUGGUUAUACUUUCUUUCUUUUGCAGUCGUAACAGUUGGACUUGUCAUUUAUUCGACGACAGAGAAGGAUCCAGCUCCUAUAUCUGCCCUAGAGGACGGAAACUCCAAUGGAGAAUACCAAGUUCUUAUUGAUGAAAAUGCAAGCAGAAAUGACUCUCUAGUUUCAUGAAGAGCAGAGCAGCUUAUCCUAAUUUUUUAUAUGCUAUGUCCUAAUAAUGUUAAUGGUAAAUAUUUUAAACCAGCAUUGUAGUUUAUGGAAUUAUAAUUAUCUUUAAUUACAAUGACUUAACAUGGCUUACAUUGAUUGCUGGACCAA